AUGAUCUGGAACAGUGUCAUUCUGUUGAGCCUGUUGAGCUCACUUCCUUUUGCAGCUUCGUCUCCAAAGAAACAUCACGAUGCUGUGACUACAUCCAUUGACCCGCCACCGGCAGCUCAAAUUGCAGAUAAUGAAUCGGCUUCAGCGCCGCCACUUCGAAGUUACAAUAGUUCCAAGCCGCAUACACCUUUUGCUGGAACUCCGACUACUACAGGUGCGCUGACAGCUUCUUCAAUCGGAACGGGCAUCCCUCCCGGAGGCGUUGCAGCCGGAGCCACAGCGUAUCCCGGUGAUGGAAGCCUCCACCAUGCGGAACCUGCUCCAUAUGUCCCGGCAGGUGGUGUCGGGACCAACGGAAGCAUACCUGUCUACAACACGAAGAGUGAUUUCGACUAUGAGUCCUUAGCUCUUGCUCUAUACCAAGAAUGGAUCGAGCUCGAUCUGUUCCGAGAUGGACUUAGGCGUUUCGAUGAUUCAGCCUUCCGAGCUGCCGGUCUGGGCGCUUCAGAUCGUGAGUUGAUCGCAUUCAUGGCGGAGCAAGAGAUAGGCCACGCCACUAUGCUCAGCAACAUUCUCGGAGCGCGCGCCCCACAGCAGUGCAGCUAUAUCUACCCGUACACGAACGUCAAGGAGUUCAUCGACUUCUGCCAGAAACUCACUCGCUGGGGAGAAUCUGGCGUGUAUGGGUUCUUGGCUCAUCUUGACUCGCGCGAGGCAGCCACUCUUUUGACACAAGCUAUCACCACGGAAGCGCGACAGCAAAUGAUCUUCCGCCAGUUCGAGGGUCUCUUCCCGAUGGUCGAGUGGUUCGAAGCUGGUAUUCCGCAGUCCUGGGCCUGGACGUUGCUGGCACCUUUCAUCAGCUCUUGUCCUGAAAAUCAGACUCGCUUGAUUUGGCAAAAUUUCCCAACGCUGAUGGUGGUCAAUGAGCCGGAUCCGUGGAUUGUGGGGACUACUCGCAAUCUUUCUUCGAGUAACAACCGAACUUCGGGGUACAAUUUUACUAAGAUUGCGGAUCAAAUUUCAAGACUCAACACGACUUCCGGGUUCAAUCAGACCGCGGGAUUCAUGUUUAAUCAAACUACCGGAAUCAAUAAUACUGUCGGACCAGGCGUCAGUAUCCCCAAGUCACCAAAAGGCUCCGGAAGAUACAACUCGUCUAUUUCAGGUGUCGGCUGCCCUGCCCCUGUUAGCAAAACUCGUCCAGUACCUCUCACGGCUCCGGGUCGUCGGGUACUGUUGCAGUGGGAUCUUCCUGGGAAGAAAGUUGGUCCCAACAAUAGCUACAUCACCACAACAGAGACCAAAGCUGGUAGCGCGAAGUAUGUGAUUUGGGUGUCGCAAUUGAAUAUUACAUACACCCCUCUGCAUGUUGUCAAUGGUACCAACAGCACCAGCAGCACAAACAGUACUGAUAUCACCAACAACACCAACAUCGCCAAGAGUACCGACAGUGCCAACAGCACCGCUGAUGGCAUUCGAGGAUAUACUAUCCAGCCCAACUUUGAAACAUACCAGGGUGACCCAGCUUUCAAUGGUACCAUUUUUAUCGCUAUCACAGACAGCGAUCCAGCGACAAAGCGCACUCCAUCAAAAGGGGGAUCAAUUCCAGCUUCGGUAGAAGCUCAGGGCAUACCGACCCAGUCAGAGGGAACCCGAUUCGUGACGGUCGACGCGUCCGGGAACUUGGUUGACACCCACGGCGACAUCAGCAGCCAUCUCUCAUCUUCCACGCAAAAGAAGACCAAGAAGAGUAAAAAGGGCACAAAUGGCAGCGCUGUCGAGCAACCGGACUCCGAAUCCGAACCCGAUAAACCUCUCCCACCAUUCCUCGACACAAUUCUCCUUUCGAUACCUCUUACAACCCUCCACCUCACCCUAAGCUACCUCGCAGCCCACCAAUACGCCGAAAGAAUCGAACUGCCAAAACUCUUCAAAGAAUCCCUGACAACCGCUUUCCCUCUCCUUACUUUCUUCGUCCACCUAGCACAUGGUCAUAUCAUCUCUUUCGGAAAGCGCGGGUCAAAGAAUGCAAAGGCAGAGCCUGUUCCUUCUUUGUUCCCAUUGACAAGUGAUAAGUUCACCUUUUCCUUCCUGCGAAAGCUGGUUUUCCCGCCUGCGUUGCGGACUUGGGUCUUUCUUCCUAUUGCUGCGGUGCUGGGCGCCCAUCUUAUCGCUAUCACGAAUGGAGAGCCGUACUAUGCGGUUAUGAAGAAAGCGCCUGCUGUUGGAACUAUUUGGAUUUGGUGUAUUCUAGAGUUGUCAUUUGGGGCAGCUGUGCUUGGGGCGUUGGGACCGUUGGUUUGGGGGGUUUGGUGGAUGGGGUAUGGUAUUUUUUGA
This is a messenger RNA of Penicillium vulpinum, 2340 nucleotides long. RefSeq names its product ferritin-like domain-containing protein. NCBI's taxonomy places the organism in Eukaryota, Fungi, Ascomycota, Eurotiomycetes, Eurotiales, Aspergillaceae. The record is from RefSeq and is a predicted model, not a curated record. Bases 1 to 2340 code for a protein of 779 amino acids. The transcript has 3 exons.